AUGCCUCACAGCGAGACUUCGUCCUUGAACGCCCCUGCCAGCGGCCAGGAAUCAUCAUAUGGACUCUGUGGGAGCUCAGAGCUUCCCCUGAGCGAGCAGCUCGAGCCGGUUGCAGUAGUCGGCAUGGGAUGUCGCCUACCAGGUGACGUCCGGUCUCCGGCUGAGUUCUGGGACCUGCUCAUGUCCAAGCGCUCGGCCCAGACGCCCAAGGUCCCCGCAUCCAGGUUCAACGUUGACGCUUAUGCUCACGAGAACAAUGAUCGCCCGGGAAGCUUCCGCCCUUACGGGGGCUACUUCUUGGAAGAGACAUUGCAAGAGUUCGAUCCAUCCUUCUUUGGCAUUACCCCUGUCGAGGCCAUGUGGAUGGACCCUCAGCAACGAAAGCUUCUCGAAGUCGUCUACGAAGCGUUUGAGUCGGCAGGCGCUACGCUGGACCGCCUGACCGGCUCUGAUACGGCUUGUUUUGUGGCUACGUUCACGUCAGACUUUCAGCAAAUGUGCUUCAAAGAGCCCUCGUUCCGCCAUAACCUUGCCGCCACGGGUGUAGACCCCGGACUCAUCAGCAACCGCAUCAGUCAUGUAUUCAAUUUGAGGGGACCCAGUGUCGUGGUUAACACUGCUUGUUCCUCGUCUGUGUAUGCCAUCCACAACGCUUGCAAUGCCCUUCGAAACCGUGAGUGUAGUGCCGCGGUGGUCGGAGGCUCCAACUUGAUUCUCACCGUCGACCAACACAUGAACACGGCCAAGCUGGGUGUGCUCUCCCCGACGUCCACCUGCCACACUUUCAACAGUCAUGCAGACGGUUAUGGACGUGCUGAGGGGAUCGGUGCCGUUUACAUCAAGUUGCUGCGUGACGCUAUCCGAGAUGGAGACCCCAUCCGUGGUGUCAUUCGCUCCAGCGCCACCAAUAACAACGGCAGGGUUUCCGGGGCCGGCAUCACCCAUCCUAACCUUGAGGGCCAGCGGGAUGUCAUUGAGCACGCCUACCGUCGAGGAGGCCUGCUGGAUCCCCGAAUGACUGGAUACUUUGAAUGUCACGGCACCGGCACGGCGGUUGGGGAUCCGCUCGAGGUCCGGGCUGUGCUCCACAGCAUGAACAGAGACCGGCAAGAGACCGACGGUCCGUUGCAUAUCGGGGCUGUCAAGACAAAUAUUGGACACAGCGAAGCAUCGAGUGGCCUAUCAGCCCUCAUCAAGGCCAUCCUCACGGUCGAGAGGGGUGUCAUCCCGCCCACCCAUGGAGUUACCAGCCUGAACCCUGCUAUCAAGUGGCAAGACUGGAAAGUCAACGUCCCAACAGAGCCGACCCCGUUCCCGUCCGGGUUGCCAGUAAGGCGCGUCAGCGUAAACUCGUUUGGCUACGGGGGAACAAACGCCCACAUUAUUGUGGAAAGCGCCGAGGCAUUGCUCGCCCUGCCUCAGACAUACAAGUUCGCAGCGCUUUCGAAAGUGCAAACAGCAAACGAUGCUUGGGACCAGAAUAGGCCGUUCUUGCUUCCUUUCACGGCGCAUGACACCGCGACGCUCAAGAGAAACGUCGAGGCUCUCGCAGCAGUGGCCAGCGAUCAUGACCUCCUGGAUCUGUCAUACACACUGACAAACCGCCGCACCCGAUUCUCUGGUAGCAAAGGAUUUGUAGUGGCAAGUCCGGCUACAUUGGGCAAUGCCUUCCAAUCUCCUUACUUAGGAGAUAACAAGACAUGCUCCAGCUUGGGUCUCUGUUUCGUCUUCACCGGACAGGGUGCACAGUGGGCUGGCAUGGGUGCUGAGCUCAUGGCAUACUAUCCCAGCUUCGCUCGGAGCAUCAGGCAGCUCGACAUGGUCUUGAGCGAAAUCGAUGAUGCCCCUGACUGGACUAUUGCAGACCUCCUGCUCGAACGCGACCCGACAAUCUCCCGGAUCAACGAGGCAGAGUUUUCUCAACCGCUGUGUACGGCCCUACAAAUUGCCCUGGUCAACCUUCUUCACACAUGGGGUAUUGAAUCGCCUGUCACUGUGGGACAUUCGUCGGGAGAGAUUGCGGCCGCCUAUGCGGCUGGUUUCAUCUCGGCCUCCCAGGCUAUCAUUCUAGCAUACUAUCGUGGCAAGGCAGCCCAGGAGAUUCGUACCGACGGGGCCAUGUUGGCGGUGGGCCUGGGGGUUCAUGAGGUUGGCAGCUACCUUGAGAACGCUGAGGAGCGUGUGGUUAUUGCAUGUCACAACUCUCCAUCCAGUGUUACACUCAGUGGUGACGCUGUCGUGCUUGAAACGAUCCGGGAGGCCCUCAUCGCGAAUGGCGUGUUUGCCAGGUUGCUCAAAACAGACGGAAAAGCAUAUCAUUCUCACCACAUAGCCCCGGCCGCGGCCAAGUACGAGAACUGGGUACGUUCUGCCAAAGAUCGAGUUGGCUUUGAGAACGACCAUCGCUUCCCGGCUGGCUGGGCGAAGAUGGUCUCGUCGGUCACCAACACAGUGCUGUCGGAUGACGAUGGCUCUGCCGCGCUAGACGAAGCCUACUGGAGCCGCAAUCUUCUGAGCCCUGUCCUGUUCGACGAAGCUGUCCGCACCAUUUGCACAAACCCUGAGUUUGUCAACAUUAGACUCCUCGUCGAAAUCGGACCACACUCUGCGCUGGCAGGCCCAAUCCGACAAAUGAAGGUAGCAAACGACUUGCACAAGCUCGAGUACCUCCCCACCCUGGUCAGGGGGGUUGACUGCGCAGCGUCACUCCUCAAACUGGCGGGCGAGCUUUUUCUGAGAAAAUACCCCUUCAAUCUGCAACGCGCAACAAGUGUCGAAGAGCUCAACCCAGAAACUGGAAAAAUCCGGCCUCGAGCUGGCAACCUGAUCGUGGACCUACCGCCAUACCAAUGGGAUAAAACCAAAAAAUUCUGGGCCGAGUCGCGAACCAGCCGCGAGUCUCGAAACCUCAAAUUCCCACGCCACGACCUCCUUGGCUCACUGGUCCCUGGCGGCUCUCUGGCCGAACCCACGUGGCGAAAUGUCCUUCGCAUCAGAGACCUGCCAUGGCUAAGGGACCACCGCCUGGGCGGCGAGGCCGUCUUCCCCGCCGCGGGGUACUUCUCCAUGGCCAUGGAGGCGAUGACACAGCUAAACGAACUGCAGCCGUCGCCAGACAAGAUCGAGUGCUAUGUCCUGCGGGAUAUCCUAAUCCAACAGGCAUUGGUGACAUCCGAAGACCUAGACGACGGCGUCGAAGUCAUGCUGAACAUGCACCAGUCCCCCUCCCUGCCCGGCGGCACCUUCUCGACCAGUGCCCGCACAAACCACUGGUGGGAUUUCAACAUCUCAUCCGUCUCCCCGGACGGGAGCAGAAAGAAUCACAUGUCCGGCAGAAUCAGCAUCAACACCCGCCAGCACCGCCCCGCAGCCAGGGAGGUGCCUCACCUCCCCCAACGAUCCUCCGGCAAGGCAUGGAACCAAGCUCUGAAAACCGUCGGCUUCGACUACGGCCCAACCUUCCAAGACAUGGACGACAUCAGAUUCGAUGGCACAACCUACGCCGCACACUGCUCCACGGUUCUCAAGAUUACUGUGCCAGGAAUGAUCGGAGAAUCACGGCACGUACUGCACCCUGCUGCCGUUGAUUCGUGUCUGCAACUCAUGAUUGUAGCUCUCUGGGCGGGUCGGACGAAUGCCAUGGCAUUUGGUGCCGUGCCGGUGGCGACGGAUGAGGUGGUUAUCUGGAAGCCCACAGAUGCCCAGCUCUGUGAUGGACAAGCGAAGGCGUUUUCAUGGGUUGAUCUGCGCGGUGCCCGGCUGUUUACGGCGCACAAUGAAUUGGUUGCAUCGGGAGAUGGCCGGGUGGUGAUGCAGAUCAAGGGAAUGCGGUGUAGUGCGUAUGAGGCGGCUAUUCCGCAAGGGUAUGCUGCUGAGGUUGUGAAGGCUCAGCCGUACAGCAAUGUGGUUUGGAAGGUUGAUGUUGACCAUCCCCCUGUCCGAGUCGUGGGGGGUGAGAUUCAGUUGGAUAUGGAUGUGGCCGAGUUCGUAGAGCUCGCCGUCUUUAAGAACCCAGGUACGCGGGUUCUUGCCGCAGGCGUUGACCCGCAGCAGGUCGAGGAGCUCUUGAACAAGCUUCCCGGUCUUGAUCUAACAGUCAUGGACGACGUUUGCGAGCAGGGUGUGUCAAGUCAAGGUAUCAAGGACGACUUACAAUAUGUUGCCCUGGCCUCCAUCCGGACACCCGCUGAAUUGGGAAGACUUCGGGGUGUUUUGGCCGUUGGCAGCAAGGUCUUGUUGGACUUCCCGUCACCUCAACCCCUGACGGAGAUUUCCGAGCUUCUCAUGACAAAUGGUUUCUCAGAGGUAGACUUUGUCCUGAAGCCCAACACCCCCGGAGGUACGACUAUGGUGGUCACCACCGUCCAAUUGGACGAGAAACCUUCGGAAGAAGCCGGUCUUCUCGAGGAGGUCGGCUCCAAGAGUGGGCAUAUCCUUCUUGUAACCCACCAACGAACUAGCUUGAGAAUCGCGGGCGAAAUCAAACGGCAUUUUGAGGAGCGAGGUUUCCAGGUCACAGUUUCGAGCAUCCAAGACGGCCUGCUGCACCCCGUAGCCAACGUGGUUCUAUUGGAUGACCUUGAGGGCAACAGCAUUCUUGCCAACGCCACCGAGCACGAGUUUCUGAGUGUGCAGAAAAUCCUCAGCGGCGCCAACAACGUCGUCUGGGCAUCUUGCAGCUCCCUUCUCCGAGGCUUAGUUAAGCCCGAAAGCGCGAUGGCUCUUGGACUGCUCCGGUCCCUUCGAUCAGAACGGGCAUCCCUGAACGCUGUCGCAAUCGACCUUGACACCAUCGAUGGUACCCUGACUGAGGACGGUAUCGCCCGUUUCAUUUGUGACAUCGCUACCGAGCAAAUCACCAAAGCAUCACCAUCGAUCGAAACCGAAUACUGCGUGUCUGCCGAAGGGAAGGUCUUCAUCAGCAGAGUCCUCCCCAAUGAGCGCCUGAAUGAUAUAUAUGCCCCCAGUCAGGAACAGCCAGAAUCCAUCCAGUUUGACCCUAACCUCCGACUUGUGGGUAAAAUGCGGUCCGGUAAAGUCAUGUUCGAAGUCCACAACACAGGCCCCACCCCUACAUGUGAUCUGCAGCCGGAAUACGUCGAGGUGCGCGUCAUGGCCACGGGCUUGAACGGGGUAGACGUCCGGAUCACCUCGGGCGCCGACUUUCGAAACACUCUUAGCCAUGAGAUCGGCGGCAUCGUCACACAAGUCGGAUCACUUGCCGGCCAGUCAUUCCAGGUCGGCGACCGCGUUGUGGGCUUCAGCCUCGAGACCUUCUCCACAUACCAAAAGGUCCAUCGCAGCCUCCUGCAGAAGCUGGAGUCAGGGGAAUCACUCCAAGAGUUGGCGAGCCUUCCCCUGGGCUAUGCCACAGCGUUGUAUGCCUUGGAAACACUGGCGGCGGUUGAGCCUGGGGAGACCGUCCUGAUUCCUCCGGGGACCGGGUUUGCAGGUCAGGCUGCGAUGCAUGUGGCACUCGCACUCAAGGCACGCCCGUAUGUCGGGGUGGCUGAAGAAGCUGUUGUCACCAAAGCCAUGGAUCUCUUCGGGAUUCAAGAUAGAAAUCGGAUCGUUGUAUGGCCCGACGAGCAAUCUCGGCUGCAAAACCGCGACGGCCAGUACGAAGUCGACAUCGUCUUCAGUACCGUGUCUGUGGAUGAGUCUCUGGCCAGCGAUGUGUGGCGACACAUAGCGCCGUUUGGCCGCUUCGUCCAGGUUGGUUCCCACAACGCCAUGUCUGCCAAUGUUGCGCUUGACGGCAUCCCGAUCCGCCGCGGUGCGUCAUACCAUGCAUUCGACCCCCUGGAGCUGCAUCGGCGCAAGCCCGCGGUGCUGGCAAAACUGCUGGCACGCACCAUGAGUCUGUACCGAGAGGGCUGCAUUCCCGUUCCGAAGCUGUCUUUCGAGAAUAUCACCUUGUUGAACAAGAGUGUGUCGACAUUUUCGGAGACUUUAGGCGCUGAAAAGGUGGUGAUUCUGCACGAGCCAUGCACUGAGGGGGGGACAUUGCAUGUGUUGCCCUCACGUCCGCAGCUGACACUAAGGAGAGACGGAACAUACCUGCUGGUCGGGUGUCUUGGUGGUCUGGGACGGAGUCUCACGUCCUGGAUGCUGCGGAGAGGGGCGCGGAGCUUUGCCUUCCUCUCGAGGUCUGGAGCUGAUGCCAGAGAGGCUUCAUCGCUUGUGCAGGACCUUCGGGACGCAGGGGCAGAGGUUUACGUGAUGAGAGGAGAUGUGAGCGUGCGAGAGGAUGUUGAGAGGGCCAUCCAGAGCGUCCCCUCUGACAGGCCCAUUCGGGGAGUGAUAAACGCUGCGAUGGUUUUGCGGGACGGAAUCUUCGAUAGCAUGACCCACCAGAGCUGGGAAACAAGCAUCAACCCCAAGGUCCACGGCAGCUGGAAUCUUCAUGAGGCGACAUCUGACCUGGCCCUAGACUUCUUUGUCAUGACGAGUUCCAUAUCGGGCACCCUAGGUACCCCGGGACAGAGCAACUACGCGGCUGCAAACAGUUUCCUCGACUUUCUCGCCCAUCACCGCCAGGCACACGGCAAGCCUGCCGUCUCCAUCGUGCUCCCCAUGGUCCUCGGUGUUGGUGUCGUGGCCGAGAACCUCGAACUCGAAGAUUCCCUAAGGCGCAAGGGCAUCCACGGCAUUGACGAGGAAGAACUCCUCCAUGCCUUUGAAGUGUCGAUUCUCGAGCAGCAACAGCAGCAACAGCAGCAGGACCUCGGCCCUGCACAUGGACCUAUCACCCAUCUGGUCGUGGGCAUGGACCCCUCCCGGCUGCAUAAAGCCAAAGAGGAGGCUGCCGGCGAAGGCGCAGUGGAUGCCUUCUGGGCAUCAGACCCACGCUUCAAGACCACAAUUCACGCCAUGGGAGAAAGUAGUAAUGCCAGCGGUGUUGGGUACAAAGGUGCUCAGCAGAGUAUUCUGGCUAAUAUCAGAGAUAAUGGGGUGUCUUCGGCCGAGACUAUAGCGUCUGUCAAAGGGCAUUUUGUCGCCAAGCUUGCUCGAGUGUUGAUGAUGGACGUCGCCGAGGACUUUAAUGAGGAGGGGCGGUCUAUAGCAAGCUACGGUGUUGAUAGCAUGGUUGGAGCUGAGAUCCGGAACUGGAUCUUCACCGAGUUGGGCCUCGAUAUACCCUUUCAGCAGCUUUUGGGACCGGGGUUGACGAUUGGUAAGCUCGCCGAGUUGGUGUGUGUAAACCAAGGGAUUGUCAUCUAA
Molecule: messenger RNA, 7224 nt
Organism: Canariomyces notabilis
Lineage: Eukaryota; Fungi; Ascomycota; Sordariomycetes; Sordariales; Chaetomiaceae
Exons: 4
Coding region: 1-7224 (2407 amino acids)
Biological process (GO): fatty acid biosynthetic process; secondary metabolite biosynthetic process
Molecular function (GO): fatty acid synthase activity; 3-oxoacyl-[acyl-carrier-protein] synthase activity; oxidoreductase activity
Source: RefSeq, a predicted model, not a curated record